Messenger RNA from Raphanus sativus (radish), 1308 nucleotides. RefSeq lists its product as uncharacterized. The record is from RefSeq and is a predicted model, not a curated record. Gene Ontology annotation, biological process: generation of catalytic spliceosome for second transesterification step; RNA splicing. The coding region runs from base 403 to 1194 and encodes 263 amino acids. Lineage: Eukaryota; Viridiplantae; Streptophyta; Magnoliopsida; Brassicales; Brassicaceae. Gene Ontology annotation, cellular component: U4/U6 x U5 tri-snRNP complex; U2-type post-spliceosomal complex; U5 snRNP. The transcript has 2 exons.
CGUAACUAAGAGAAAUCCAGGAUUAGAGAUGAAUCGUUAUCAAUGAAUCAAUGGGUCAUGUCGUUUAUGAACUGAGAGUUAUCAGACCUUACCUAUAGGAAUAGAGGCAGAGAUCAACCCAUGACCCUACGGAGGAGAAGGAAGAAGAAUACGAUCUCAGAGACGAAAAGAGGAGAGAAUCGGAGACUCCGAGUCGAUGAUCUCUGAUUUUUCAAUUUCCCCCAAAUUAGAAAACUAGAAUUUUAAGAGUUUCGGUUUGCCCAAUGUCCAAUUGGUCUUAGACCAGACGUCCUCAAGCAGCCGACGACUCUCUUCGGGGAAGACGAUCAGGCUCGUCUCGAUCGGCUCAAGUACGUGUUGAAGGAAGGACUGUUCGAGGUCGAUUUGCGUGACAUCUCUGAGAUGAAGAAGAGGCAGAAGAGUGGGAUCAUGGGAGAUAGGAAGAGGAAGAAGAGUAGAGAUGAGAGAGGGAGAGAGGAAGGUGAGAGGAGGGAUGAUGAUGAUGAUGAUGAUGAGCUUAGUGGUGGUGGUGGUGAGUCUAGUGAUGUUGAUGAUGCUGAUAAGGAUUUGAAGCGUUUGAAAUCUAAUUUCGAGGUUCUUUGUGAUGAGGAUAAGAUUCUUGUGUUUUACAAGAAGCUGUUGAUUGAGUGGAAACAGGAGCUUGAUGCUGUGGAGAACACUGAGAGGAGAACUGCUAAAGGGAAGAAGAAUGUUGCCACUUUUAAGCAGUGUGCUAGGUAUCUUACUCCUCUCUUCAACUUAUGCAGGAAGAAGGGUUUGCCAUCUGAUAUUCGUCAAGCUUUAAUGGUGAUGGUUAAGCACUGCAUAAAGCGAGAUUACCUCGCUGCGAUGGAUCACUACAUCAAACUAGCCAUAGGAAACGCACCAUGGCCCAUCGGUGUGACUAUGGUUGGUAUCCACGAGCGUUCUGCGCGAGAGAAGAUUCACACCAACAGUGUUGCUCACAUCAUGAACGACGAGACCACUCGCAAGUAUCUUCAGUCGGUUAAAAGAUUGAUGACGUUCUGCCAGAGACGUUAUCCAACUAUGCCUUCUAAAGCUGUUGAGUUCAAUAGCUUAGCCAACGGAAGUGAUUUACAGUCGUUGCUCGCUGAAGAGAGGUACUUUGGUGGUGAUCGUGGACAAGUCUCGGAAGAGAGACUAUGCCUUAUGCCUUCUCAGAAGGACAACUAAUGUUUUGCAUCUUUGCAGUGUUUGUAAUGUCUUGAGCCUUUUCUAAGAUUAUUAUGAAAGCUCGACUAUUGUUGUAAUCAUAUAGUAUUGAAAACAAACAAAGGGUUCACAUUA